This is a messenger RNA of Cylas formicarius (sweet potato weevil), 2077 nucleotides long. RefSeq names its product acyl-CoA Delta-9 desaturase-like (gene Z9desB). The transcript is spliced from 5 exons. Gene Ontology annotation, cellular component: endoplasmic reticulum membrane. The coding region runs from base 344 to 1396 and encodes 350 amino acids. Gene Ontology annotation, molecular function: iron ion binding; stearoyl-CoA 9-desaturase activity. Gene Ontology annotation, biological process: unsaturated fatty acid biosynthetic process. NCBI's taxonomy places the organism in Eukaryota, Metazoa, Arthropoda, Insecta, Coleoptera, Brentidae. The record is from RefSeq and is a predicted model, not a curated record.
GAAGAUAUCGCGUGAUUCAACAACAGCUGAGCCGCUGGUAUUGGCAUUCGCGCAAUACACGCAAUGAUCCGCUCGCUCUAAAGUUUUGCGAUAGACUUUGGCCCGUCCACCACGUGUACCGGCUUUAAUACCACGUAAUCGAAACGUUUCGAGGAUCUAUUUAUCAUAUAAAUAAUUUGUAGCGUCAAAUUUAAGCAGUUGUGUAUUGAUAUUUAUUAGAAGUAACCAUCAAAAAUUUAGUAUUGCUUAAGUUGACGAAAGUUAUUAAUUUUAAUUAUUGUGCGAUCUUUUUCAUUUACCGGACUUUCGAAUAUUCUACUGUUUCUAUAGAAAAAGGUACAAAAUGGCGCCAAACAUAUCCAUGCCUACUGGUGUUUUACACGAGCACGAUGACGAAGUAUCGGCCAGCAUAAUACCUCCAGAAGUUAGCAAACCCAGUGAAAGAAAGCUCCAACUCGUCUGGCGAAACAUCAUAAUCUUUGCAUAUUUACACGCCGUUGCUGUCUAUGGAGUUUACCUCAUAUUUACGUCUGCCAAAUUAGCCACUACCAUUUAUGCUAUAAUCUUAUAUCAACUUGGUGGCUUUGGGAUCACUGCCGGCGCACAUAGACUUUGGUCGCACAGAGCGUACAAAGCGAAGUGGCCGUUGAGAAUUUUGCUCACAAUUUUCAACACUUUAGCCUUUGAGAAUUCCGUAAUCGAAUGGUCUCGGGAUCACCGCGUUCACCACAAGUAUUCAGAAACCGAUGCUGAUCCUCACAACGCGAAACGCGGUUUCUUUUUCUCGCACAUGGGAUGGUUGUUGUGCAAGAAGCAUCCCGAAGUAAAAAGCAAAGGGAAGAAUAUUGACAUGUCCGACCUCUACGCGGAUCCAAUUUUGCGAUUCCAGCACAGAUACUACAUGAUUGUUAUGCCCUUAACUUGUUUUAUCGUUCCUGUUGUGAUACCAAUGUACUGCUGGGGUGAAACGUUUGUGAAUUCUUUUUGCCUAAAUAUAUUCCGUUACGUGUUCACACUUCACGCCACUUGGUUGGUUAACUCUGCUGCUCACCUCUGGGGACAGAAGCCAUACGAUAGAUUCAUCAAUCCAGCAGAAAACUUAGUCGUUUCCGUGUUGGCGCUGGGUGAAGGAUGGCACAAUUAUCACCACACGUUCCCGUGGGAUUAUAAGACAUCAGAAUUGGGAAAAUAUUCGGUAAAUUUCUCAGCUGCAUUGAUAGAUUUCUUUGCCAAAAUAGGCUGGGCUUACGAUCUUAAAACGGUAUCUGAAGAUAUGAUUAAGAAAAGAGUAUUGAGAACGGGGGAUGGAACUCACGACGUAUGGGGUUGGGGGGACAAGGACCAACCAAAAGAAGACUAUGAAGAUGCCACAAUUAUGUAUAAGAAAUCAGAUUAAGCAUGCAGCUGGUUUGUGUGAUGUAACAGAUUUCAAUCAAAAGUAUUGUAUGUGCAUGUUUUAAAUUCAUAGAAUUUAAGCUAGUUGUUUGAAGAUUUACCAAUAACAAUUGGUAAGUCUUUAAAAAAUAGAGACUGAUUGUUAAAAAUAUUUAUUCAUGAUAAAUUUCGUGUAUUAUGUGGCUGGAACACAUGGCAGCAGGUUGUCAUUGCUAAUCUACGAAAAUAUAAAGCAUUAUAAUUUAUCAUACAUAUAACUUACUUCACUGACAAUUGUAAUUUAUGUCAAAGUAAAAAAUGUUUUUGGGGACAAUUUUACUAGGCUGUGCGACUAUAAUGGUCUAUAGCCAAAUCAUAGGAUAUGCAUGUUAAUUAUUAGGAUAUAUUUUUUAUAAAUGCACUUUAAUAUAUGUUCGUCAAUAACAGGCAACAGAGAAAAACUAUUAAAGAAGUGAUAUUUUAGUUUUUAGAUACUUGUUUUCCACAGGUUUAAUAUAGUCAUUAACCGAAUUUAUGUCGUGUUAAAUAGUCCAUGGAACCCGUCUAGAUGAAAUAACGGGCUCUAUUUAUUUGAAGUAUUUUUCCGUUAUUAUGCUCUUUAUUUCAUCGAGUCGCGUUUAGUUUUCCAAUGUGUAAAUCUAUUUGUUAUUUUUAUUGAAUAAAAAUAAAAAGUAAAAAAUUA